GUUCUUACCACUAUACUUAAAGCUGUCUAUGCGAUACUCUUCCCUGUGAAGAAAGUGACGAGCCAUUUCUGUUCGUUUGUUGCUUUUCUUUUGCAUUUUUUAUUUUAUUUUGAAAGAUCAUUAUCAUUUCCACAAGGAGUAAAAAAAAAAAUGGCGUUCGUGAAGAGUGUCAAAAAGUAUUUAGAAAAACGAGCAAACCGCCCUAAUCGUUACCAUCAAAGUUCAGAAGCAUCAACGCCUACUUCUGCUUUUGUUUCUUCUUCCACUUUCAAUACUCCCGGUGGAAACAUCGACAGGGCCAAUAUCCAAAACGAAGCUAUUAUCGCAGAGGAACUUAGGCAGUACAACACUAACAGCAACAAUAGCAAUAAUAAUGACGACGAAUCCUCGCAUCCCUCAACCAUUCAUGACACAAGUAACUACAAUACCACUACCUGCAACAACAACAUCAAUAGUAAUAUCUCUAGUAAUAGCACAACGGCAUUAUCCGUUUCAACUUCUAUCUCAUCACAUCGUACUCGCCGCCAUCGCAAGCGAUCAUCAUUACUUUAUCCAUCUUCUUCCUCCUCUUCUCGUGCCCAUUCCUCCCUUGAUCACCGCAAUUCUUCUCUGCUGGAUGGCAAUCAACGAACCAUGGAUAGUCAUUUUGUGGGUCGGACUUCAACAGCAUGUCCACGAUUCUGCCCAGACGCUUCUCCGGUAAUACAACCGAACUCAAGUUCCGCACAAAAAGACAAUGACAAUCAAAAAUCUGCUCGCUGGAUGAAGCGUAUUCUUGGGAAGGCUGCACAAUUGAAACAAUAUUCCCAAAACUCAGUCUCUAAAGGUACUCUGUUCGCUACUAAAACCGGAAAGAGCCUUAAGAAGCAUUUUUUGAAGGGGAUACACCGUGAUAGGCAACACGACGGAGAUAACGAAGCUUAUAUCAGCGAUGAUGAUAUAUAUCUACGGCAAAAUAAUUUGGCAGCUAAGAGUGUAGCUGCUUUUCCGCUUAUCACGACGUCGAUGGACAGCAAAGACAUUAGAAACGAAAGUGACAGCGAUCCUGAAAGCGAUGGAGACAAUAGCUACGACAAAGAAGCAUUAGAUCUUCGCUACUUUUAUGACCCUCAAUCAGAGGAUUCUGUGAACCGGAUAACGUUUUUGACAGGACCUGAGCACUACUAUCAUCUCGCCCUUCAGCUGGAGACAAGUCCUUGUCAAGAGUUCCAACUAUAUGGUAAAGAACUUUAUAUUCGCGCAGCAGGACUGGGCUACGCACCAGCACAAUUUAAAUUAGGCAUCUGUUAUGAACUUGGCCUCACUCACUUCCCCAUGGACCCCACACAAUCAUUUGCUUGGUACAAGCGUGCAGCUUUGCAGGGCCAUGCUGAUGCAGAGCUUGCUGUUUCGGGGUGGUAUCUUACGGGCCAUCCUCAAGGAUUAAUCCAAUCAGAACCACUAGCAUACGAAUGGGCUUCCAAGGCAGCGAAACGGGGCUGGGCCAAGGCCGAGUAUACAUUAGGGCAUUAUUAUGAAGUUGGAAUUGGCGUCCCACAGGAUCUAGCAGUGGCGAAGCAGUGGUAUAUAAAGGCUGCAGCACAGGGGAACGAGAGAGCGCUUUUGAGAUUACUGGUAGGACAUGUCGGCUUGGAUGUGGACUAUGCACACCUUAAAGACGCGUUACUCCACCAAAACCAGAACAACCCUUAUUUGAUUCACCAACUAGCGCAGUUCCAUGAACACAGAGAGUAUGGUCUCGUUCCGGAUGAGGACGCCGCAUUUGAGCUAUACGCAGCAUCAGCACAAGCAAACUAUGCACCAGCACAAUACAAGUUGGGAGCAUGUUAUGAGUUUGGUAUUUUAGGAUGUCCGCAAGAUCCAGUUCAGGCAGUCCACUGGUAUAGACGAGGAGCCGAAAACGGGCAUGUCGAAGCAUUGUUGGCGCUAGCAGGGUUUUACCUUGAUGGAAGUGCAGGUCAAGCAGCAGAGCAGAGCGACGAAGAAGCAUUCAGAUUCGUGGAAGCCGCAGCGCAACGAGGAGUACCUAAAGCUGAAUAUAUCACCGGCUUCUUUCUAGAGCAUGGGCUGGGCGUUGAACAGAAUAUAAAUGAAGCAAAACGGUGGUACCAUUUAGCCUGUGCCAAAGGCGUGGAUUCUGCAGAAAAGCGACUAAAAGACCUAGAGAAGCUGUCAGACUUUUCUUAGCAACCUCAAAUUAAAUAUUGGGAAAAUAAGUAUAAAAAAAAAAAAUUAUGGCUUUUCAAUCCAUCAGCUUUUCUGAGGCUGAUAUUUCCUACUGCUCAUCGUUUUAAUAGCAUACAGCCCAAGUUACUUCAGUAGCUAUCGUUCAG
Molecule: messenger RNA, 2333 nt
Organism: Lobosporangium transversale
Lineage: Eukaryota; Fungi; Mortierellomycota; Mortierellomycetes; Mortierellales; Mortierellaceae
Exons: 1
Coding region: 151-2187 (678 amino acids)
Molecular function (GO): protein binding
Source: RefSeq, a predicted model, not a curated record